AUGGGCUUUUGGAAGCGCGUUUUGUUGACCUACAAUGAGUUCAAGCCGAGAGGCGCCAAACCGCGUGACGCGGAACAGAUCCGGAAAAAGUUUGGGAGGAUUCUGACACCCACCAGGAAGUUCGCGGGCAUCUACGGCAACAACCUUCUCAACGGCGAGAGUGGCCGCAACGAAGCCGACGUGAAGGCUGCAUACGUGUCCCACGAUACAACGCGGUAUGGAAGCCUAAGUUCACCCAUUGGGAGGAGUUUCUCGUUCUCGAGAAUCUGCCCGAAAUUCAAGUCCAUCUGUGCGAGAGGAGGCCGAAGGUCACGGGCGAAGCGCAAUAGACGCAACAGAGCCGAGAACUACAGCAGCAGCAGCGGCGGACAAUCAAUCGACCUCAACGACGCCCAAACGGAGGAGCCCUUUGAUACACACACUAGGCGCUCACGCCCUCCGGGGCAGAAGGCCGGUAUCCGCAGCGCCCGAAUGUCUGCGGGUUCUUCCGCUACUCGGCGCCCGCGUCUGGAUCGCGCAGCGCGCAGGCGCCUUCUGGAGCUCAGUCCGGUGGACCAUGGUGCCCAUGUGGUCUUGAACAGGAACCUGAAUGUGCAGUUGAUGAAACAACUGCAAGAGAACUGCCGUUUCUACGAGUCGGCCACCGACCCGAUCACCAAGGCGAUAUACUAUGAGCUCAUGUGUAGGAUCAGAGAGGAUCUGGGGCUGGUCCAGCAGCGCUGGGUGCGCCAGGGGCAGGGGCGGCGGCGCCGGGGGGAGUGGGCGGCGAAGAAGAGGCAGAGGAUUCCGACUCCGCCACCGAGUAGAUGCUCAAACACUGAGUCUGAUGUUCUUCCAAGAGGACGUAUAUACCAUGAAACUUAUGGAUGCCAGAUGAAUGUCAAUGAUAUGGAGAUUGUCCUGUCUAUCAUGAAGAAUGCUGGAUAUAGUGAAAUUGCUGAAGUUCCUGAGAGUGCAGAGAUUAUAUUCAUAAAUACGUGUGCGAUAAGAGACAAUGCAGAACAGAAGGUGUGGCAGAGACUUAAUUACUUUUGGUUUCUUAAGAGGCAGUGGAAAAGUAAUGUUGCUACAGGAAGAUCACAGUCCCUGCAUCCUCCAAAAGUUGUUGUCUUGGGAUGUAUGGCCGAGAGGCUCAAGGAUAAAAUAUUGGAUUCAGAUAAGAUGGUUGAUGUUGUAUGCGGGCCGGAUGCUUAUCGGGACUUGCCACGGCUGUUAGAGGAAGUGGACUCAGGCCAGAAAGGGAUCAACACACUUCUCUCGCUUGAAGAAACUUAUGCUGAUAUCAAUCCAGUGCGUAUCUCGAAGAAUUCAAUAAGUGCAUUUGUCUCUGUUAUGAGGGGUUGCAAUAAUAUGUGCUCAUUUUGCAUUGUUCCUUUCACUAGGGGCCGGGAGAGAUCACGUCCUGUGGAAUCCAUCGUUAGGGAGGUGGCAGAACUUUGGAAGGAAGGAGUCAAAGAAGUAACUCUUCUUGGGCAAAAUGUGAACAGUUACAAUGAUACGUCUGGUGUUGAAGAGGUUGAAUCUGGUGGGAACUGGAAGUAUAGUGAUGGUUUUUCUAGCAGAUACAAUGUCUGCAAAAGCAUCCAUUUGCCUGCACAGUCUGGCAGCAGUACAGUACUGGAAAGCAUGCGCAGGGGGUAUACCCGGGAAGCAUACUUGGAUCUUGUUAAACACAUACGCUCUAUAAUUCCUGAUAUUGGGAUAAGCAGUGACUUCAUAUGUGGAUUUUGUGGGGAAACAGAGGAGGAUCACGAGGAUACUUUAAGCCUCGUGACGGCUGUUGGCUACGACAUGGCGUAUAUGUUUGCUUACAGCAUGAGGGAGAAAACACACGCCCACAGAAACUAUGCUGACGAUGUUCCUGAUGAUGUAAAGCAGAGGAGACUAACAGAGCUUAUCUCAGUUUUCCGGGAGAGCACAGGUCAGUGUUUUGACUCCCAAGUUGGCUCAGUCCAACUCGUGUUAGUUGAAGGGCCCAACAAGAGAGCCCCUGACACUGAGCUCAUCGGGAAGAGUGAUAGAGGCCACAGGGUAUCAUUUGCCAUUCAUCCUGUUCCAGAUAGAAGUGAUAACGAUGUUAUAAGGAACCCAAAAGUUGGUGACUUCGUGGAAGUUCACAUACUAAAAUCUACGAGGGCAUCACUUCACGGACAAGCAAAAGCCAUCACAACGUUGAGCUCGUUUCAUGCUGAUACGCGUGGAGAGCCUCUUGCCUGUCUCAAUGGAGCCUAGAGCUCUUUC
Salvia hispanica is the source of this 2241-nucleotide messenger RNA. NCBI's taxonomy places the organism in Eukaryota, Viridiplantae, Streptophyta, Magnoliopsida, Lamiales, Lamiaceae. The record is from RefSeq and is a predicted model, not a curated record.